Molecule: messenger RNA, 810 nt
Organism: Auanema sp. JU1783
Lineage: Eukaryota; Metazoa; Nematoda; Chromadorea; Rhabditida; Rhabditidae
Source: the annotation of a GenBank genome assembly
AUGUCGUGGUCUUCGAAAGAUCAUGUUUGGAAUAUUUCAAAGUAUACGGAUUUAAGAUUCCCAAGCAAUAAUCCAAUUGUUUUGGAACAUGAUCUCGUACUAUCCAUUCAGAAGUCUGCGAAGCUUCUUGUUCUCGCUCAUGGUAAUCGUAAACUACAUCAAGUACCUCUGAGAGAACCAUAUCCUGUAAUUAAAUUCCGAGACUUGUCCUUCUAUGUUUCUUUAAGAAUUCACGAUAGGGACAUUAGGUUCCGAUUUAGAGCCAUGAGCAUGAAAGAUUCAAGAGACAUCACAAACGUUAUUUCUCAGUUCACAAAUGUUCAGCAACACGUUAGCAAGAACCGCGGGAACUCUCGAACCAAUUCAAACUCUCCGUUCUCUCAAGAAGCUUUCAAACAUUCUCCAAAUGAUAGCUACGACGCUUUCGGUUCGGUGUCUAGCAAUGAUUCAAUGUCAUCUCCAAGAUAUACUGAAUCUGCUACUCCACCCCAUCGCAAUUCCUACGGAGGAGAUUAUGGCGGACUGAGCGAUGUUACCCCAUCUAAUUCUUAUAGAGAAACUAUCGAUUGUGGAUCACAAACCGACCAAGUGCCAAGCUACGCAAGUAUGAAUGCUAUUGAAUUGGAAGAGCAUUUGAGGAAGUUGUUGGAUUCACCAUCAUUCCAAAACUUGUUAUCGAACACCAAGACGGCUUUGAACAGAAUAAAGGGAACUGAUUUAAGUAGAGUUAUAACAAAGGGCAGACGGCGAGGCAAGAUGGCAAGCACUCGUUCGUCGUCACAAGCAGAAUCCAUUAUGCAGAGAUUUUAA